CUUCCCGUUUUUCGGGAUAUUUUCCUAUCCAUGAGGUAAAUUUCUGGGAUAAUGAGGGAUUCUGAUGCAGGGAUGGAUCAAGGAUGGAUUUUCUUGCAGUUGUUCGCGGGGGGCUGUCCCAGGCUGCUUCCCAUAUUCCUCUGUGAGCUCUGCCUGCUGCUUCCUGUCUGUGUCUGUAACUCCUGUCGCUGUCCCAGUUGGAGAAGUUUCCUGGGCUGGGUCUGGCUCUGUGUUGCCUGGCUGGGGGGGCACCCACAGAGUCCCUGUCCCGUCAUGUCCCUGAUGUCUGUCCUGCUCUUGCCCAGACUGUGCCCUGUCCAAGCCUCAUCUGCUCCUCUGGCUGGAAAGAGGAGAAGAGCUGAGCAUGAUGACGGAGUCGGAGCCAGAGGCAGCGGAUGUGUUCCCAGAGCCAGCUGUAGAGCUGGCCCGCCCGAGCUGCUCCAGAAGUGAUGGGAUGCUGGGGGCAAAGACAACAGAGCCUGGUGAGGGGAGCUGCAGGGAGCCAGAGGAGAGCGGGAACCUGGUGGAAGAAAGUGGAAACCUGGCAGAGGAAGGUGGGAAGCCAUCAGAGGAAAGUGGGAAGCCAUCAGAGGAAAGUGGGAGCCCAGCAGUCCCGGAGAACUUCAGCACACCCCCUGUCCCUCUGGAAGCUGCUGUCCCAGGGGAUCUCAGCCAGCCAUCCCCGUCCCCUUCCCGCCCGCUCUCCGCGUGCUGUCGGGAAGCAGCGGAUCAGAACCAGUCUCCAUCACCUCCCACCGCAGCAGCAGACACCGAGGUGGGGAUCCCAAUGGAGGUGCCACAGGAGGAGGUCACUGUGGAGAAGCUGAUAGUGCCUGGAAAAUCCUCAGAGAGUCCAGAAGAGGAGAAGGGUCUGGAGCAGGAGGAUGUGAAAGAUUCAGGGAAUGUCGGCCAAGGUCCAGCGGCUGACAUUCCCGAAGGACCAGGAAAGGUAGAUUCUGGCCCAGAAAAGCCGGAGAAGGGCUCCUGCGUGGGCCAGCGAAAUGCCACCCGGGAAUUCCACUCCUGCCCCAUCUGCAGCAGACGCUUCCUGCUGAAGAUCAACUUCCUGAUCCACCAGCGCAGCCACAGCAACUCGACGCCCUACGUCUGCGUGCACUGCGACCGCAAGUUCAUGUCCAAGAAGAAAAUCAGGCGGCACCUCCGGGCCUGGGCGGCCAGCGGGACGUGCCAGCCCUCGGAGCCGGAGCCACGUCCCAGCCGGACACCGCGUCCCACCUCCCAGCCCCAAACACGGGUGGCCAAUGGGCCGUGCCAGCCCCCGGAUGCUCCGGUGUGUCCCAGGCAGGUGCCGUGCCCGACAUCCCAGCCCCAGGCCUCGGUGCCCAACGGGACCUGCCAGCCCUCAGAGCCGGGGGUGUGUCCCAGCCAGGUGCUGUGCCCGACAUCCCAGCCCCAAACCUGGGCAGCCAACGGGACGUGCCAGCCCCUGGAUGCACAAGUGUGUCCCAGCCAGGUGCCGUGCCCGACAUCCCAGCCCCGAAUGUGUGUGGGCAGUGGGACCUGCCAGGGCUCAAAGCCAGAGGAGUGUCCCAGCUGGACACCAUGCCCAAUGUCCCAGCCCCAAACCUGGGCAGCCAACAGGACCUGCCAGGCCUCAAUGCCGGAGGCGCGUCCCAACCAGGUGCUGUGCCCAACAUCCCAGCCCCAAACCUGGGCGGCCAACGGGCUGUGCCAGCCCUCGGAGCCGGAGGUGUGUCCCAAUCAGACACCGUGCCCACCAUCCCAGCCCCAAGCCUGGGUGGCCAACGGGGCCUUCCAGGCCUCAAAGCCAGAGGCGUGUCCCAGCCACACACCGUGGCCAACGCCCCAGCCCCAAACCUGGGCAGCCAGUGGGACCCACCAACCCCUGAAUCAGCCAGAGGUGUGUCCCAGUCAGACACCGUGCCCGGCCUCCCAGCCCCAAGCCCUGAGCAGGGACCGUGGCGCGGUGUGGGAGAAGCCCAGCCCUGCCAGGUGCCCGCUGUCCCCUGGGAAAAUGCUGUACAAGUGCAGCGAGUGCCUGGAGAACUUCUCCAGCCAGAGCUUCCUGACGGUGCACCAGCGCCAGCACUCCGGCCGCCACCUCAUCCUGUGCCCCUGCUGCAACUGGAGCUUCACCUGCAUCUCCGACUUCGUCCGGCAGCACUGGGCGCACGCUGGUGUCCGGCCCCACCAGUGCGGGAUCUGCCAGAAGACCUUCAAGAGGUUCUACCACCUCAAGGUGCACCGCAGGAUCCACAUGCGGCAGAACCGGCCGCUCCCCUGCGCCGCCCCGGUGCCCAUCCCGGCGGGAACUGUGCCAGGAGAGGGG
Neopelma chrysocephalum (saffron-crested tyrant-manakin) is the source of this 2311-nucleotide messenger RNA. Its product is annotated as zinc finger protein 628-like. The annotation marks the transcript as partial. The record is from RefSeq and is a predicted model, not a curated record. NCBI's taxonomy places the organism in Eukaryota, Metazoa, Chordata, Aves, Passeriformes, Pipridae. The transcript has 4 exons. Gene Ontology annotation, biological process: regulation of transcription by RNA polymerase II. Gene Ontology annotation, molecular function: RNA polymerase II cis-regulatory region sequence-specific DNA binding; DNA-binding transcription factor activity, RNA polymerase II-specific.